GCUUCCCGCGCUGCGCGGCCCCUCAGCGCCGCCCGCCAUGUUCGCGGAGCUGAACGAGCUGCUCGGGGCCUCCCCGGAGCGCCCGGACGCGGGGUAAUUCACCCUGCUGCGAGACACCCGGACAGAUGGCAGCUUCCUGGUGCACCACUUCCUCUCCUUCUACCUCAGAGCUGGCUGCAAGGUCUGCUUUGUGGCCCUGCUCCAGUCCUUCAGCCACUACAGCAUCGUGGCACAGAAGCUGGGAGUCAGUCUGGCAGCUGCCAAGGAGCGAGGACAGCUUGUCUUCCUGGAGGGCCUCAAGUCCUGCCUUGACCUCCUGUUUGGGGAGGAGGAGCAGCCAGGACAGCCCAGUCCUCUGCAGUUUCUGAGCGGGAGCAGCUGUGACCUGCGAGCCCUGUUUGACUUUGUCCGGGUGUCCCUGAGUGCCACUGGUGGUGAUUCCUGGAAGGGCCCCGUGCUGCUGGUGGAUGACCUCAGUGUCCUGCUGAGCCUGGGGGCUGCACCGGUGGCCGUGCUGGACUUCAUCCACUACUGCCGUGUGUGUGUGUGCUGCCAGCUGAAGGGGAACGUCGUGGUGCUGGUUCACAGCAACGAGGAUUCGGAAGAUGAGGAGAAUGAACUGGUUGUGAACUCCUUAUGUCAUCACAGCGACCUCAUCCUGUGGGCAGAGGGGCUGGCCACUGGCUUCUGCAAGGAUGUUCACGGGCAGAUUAAGAUAAUCAAGAGGUUGUCCUUGCGGCAGGCAGCGGAGCAGGAUCUGGUCCAGAUCUACCAGUACAAGAUCCAGGACAGGAACGUCACCUUUUUUGCACGGGGGCUGUCGGCUGCAGUCCUGUGACACUGUGACAGUGCAGAGCCUGGGAGUGCCAGUCCCUGCCUCUGCAAAAGCACCCCCAGCACCUCUCAGGAGCAGCACAGCAAACUGACCCAGGAGGGAAGCUCAGACACACCUGGAAGUGGUGCCAACGUGGGAUCAGGCUGCCUGGGGCCUGCUGCACCUCUUUGUCCUCCCACCCCGUUCCCAACACACUCAGGCCAAGAAAGGGAGCAAGAACUUGCAAGAAUGGCCCUUGGGAGCAUGUAAAUACAGGCAGGGGGUGCCCUGCGGGCUGGGUGUGCUUUGCUUCACCUCUUCCGGUGUGUUGGGCACAGCGCGGUGGUGCCAGGCACUGCACGGAGGGGGCGCCCCUCCCUCCUGCUGGCACGGGAGGAGAUGACACACAGCGGGUGGAGCAGGGAUGGUCCCGGAGCCUGGCGCAAUCCUCUCCUUGCUCCCAGCUCUGGCUGGCAGAGCUUUGGCCAUCUGCCAGCUUCCCUGCAGUUGGUAAAUCCACAGCUCCGUGUGCAGCCCUCACCUGGCUGUGCUGGGACCUGGCACUGCCACGCUUUAUCCCCUGUGGCUUCCCAAGCUCAUCCUGGGAUUUGUGGUUGGAUAAACCCCUCUGGGAGCCUGUCUCAGCCGCUGCUUCCUCAUCCCAAAUCCUGACUAGCAGUUACACGACCUGCCUGUGCUGAAGCAGGUUUUUUUAUUAAUAAUCUCUAAUUUUAGUGAGAUAAGGGUAUAGUGAUUAAGUAACCGCGGAUCUCUGGGUGGGAACUGCUCCCCACCUGCUCCUUGGCAGGGAGCAGGAAUGGGCAUCUCCCAAGGCUGGGUGAGGACAGGGCCUUCCCCAGGGCCACAGGGGCAAUCCUGGGAGCAGAGCUCAGGCCUGGAGGUCUCCUGGUUGCUGCUCCUGCUGAGAUAUCCCAUUUAUCCUGGGAGAUAAAAACAUCCCACACACUUGUGAGAGUCCAGAGCAAUCUGCCGGGUCAUUGCAGCUCCAGAGCUGGGAUAGCAACUCUGGCAGUGGGACACAUUCCUGAUUUUCCACAGAGACUUGGUGACCCAUCCCAUGCUGGUUUGGGAACAUGCCCUUUGCCUUAGAGUUUUGGGAGCCCUGGCAAGCUCAGGGCUGUGGCUGCUGAUCAGUGGCAGCCCAGGGAAGGCAGGCAGGCUCCAGGGAUUGUGGCAAAGCCACAAGGAGGGAGGGGAGUCAGGCCAUGUCUGUGCUAUAGGAUCACUCAUCCCUGGUGUCCCCUGGGUCUCUCCAUGCCCUGCUGUGGAAGUGGCAGUGCCCAGUGCCCCUGCUGCUGUCCCAGUGUGCUGGCAGUGCCCAGGGUCAAUGCACUGUCACAGUUUGCAAAGGGAGAAUGAGAGGACCAGUAGCUGCUGGCCCUGCAGCCGCCAGAAGUGCAUCUGUGACAGGCAUGGAAUGGUGAAUAAUUGGAGUAAUGUUUGUAGGAUUAUCCUUGGAGAGAUCCCAAAGCCUGGCCCCCAGGCCCUGCCUCCCUCUUGAAAGCAGCAGGGUCAUUGUGUGACAUCGCCGCUGUGUGACAUUGUCACUGUGUGACAUCACUGCUGCCUUCUGCCUGGUUCUUUCUGCGCCAGUAUCCCAGAAAUGUGCUGAGGAGCCUGGGCCUGAUCCCCCAUGUCCCCGUGCAGAGGGUGUUCCCCGGGAUCCGAGCCCUUUGGAAUGAGCCUCUCUGCCUGUACUGUGCAGUGGUGCGAGCUUGGACAGGGCCACGGGGCCUGUGGGGGCUACUGAGUCACAGCCCAAAGCAGUGCUCCCAGCAGCCCAGCCCAGUGUCCAGCAGUGGCCUUGGCCACCAGGACACGACAGGGCAGCUGCGCGGAGCCAAGGCCACCGGCACGGCCGCGCUCCCGCCGAGGCCUCGCUCUGGAGCUGACGCUGCGGGAGGGCAGCCCGAGAGUGGAUGUCAGGAAUGGUGCCAUCGGUGGCAGGACAGGCUGGCCUUGCCUGGGGUCAGCCACCAGCUGCGUGCUCAGGGCCGCUGCCACGGGCGGUGUUUGUGCUAGCCAGGGCUUGGGCAACGCUGAGAAACUGGCUGGGACUUGGCCUGAGGGCUCGGUUCACGGUUCCCUUGGCCCCUUGGCCUCGGAGGGAGCGGCAAACAGGGGAGGUCCCACCAAGGCUGGGGCCGAGGGUCAGGGGUGCAGGUCCCUGGGAGAAGGGGAUGUGUUAUAUUGGGAAAACUGCAGGCAGCAGGGACUGCUGGUAAGCGUCAGUCUGGCAGCUGCAAGAAGGGCCCUGGAAAGGCAGUUCCGGGGGUGCUCAGCCCCCGGAGAUGAAGGAGCAGGGCAUGUGUUUUGCAGCAUGCCAGCACCGUGCUGGCAGGAGAGCAGGGCAUUGCUGGGGGCGAAGGACAGAUCCCUUGGCUUUUGGCCACUCCUUGCCCCUUCCUGUGGCGUGUGCUCCCAGCGCCUGGCCCGCUUCUGUUCCCGGGAACCAGAGUCACCUCUGUCCCCUGCACCAAGCCAGGGCUCCCGCUGCAAGGCCCUCCUUCCCGAUGUGCUCUGCCCCGGGAUGCUCCGGGGCUCCUCGUGCCCAAUCCCGGCCAUCAACUCCUCCUGUCCCUCUGGGGAUACUCGAGACCCGCAGCGCCUGAUCCGCACAUUCCCGCCACGCCCGGGCGCACGGGCCGGUUCCGCUCUCCGCCGAAGCCCAGCGCGGCUGGCGCCCGGUUCUGCUCGCACCGCGCCGUCCCCUGCAGGGCCCGUUCCCGGUCCCGGCGCUGCCGCAGCCGCCCUGUCCCCGCUCCACGUGCUCCCGCCGCCUCCGCGCCGCUUCCGGGGGCGUGGCCGGUGAAAAGAGGGGGUGUGAACCGGGGCGUGAUUAUGCAAAUAAAGACGUGUCUCAUGAGUUAUGGGCGUGGUCAUGCAAAUAAAGCCCAUAUUGGG
Molecule: messenger RNA, 3739 nt
Organism: Haemorhous mexicanus (house finch)
Lineage: Eukaryota; Metazoa; Chordata; Aves; Passeriformes; Fringillidae
Gene: ELP6
Product: elongator acetyltransferase complex subunit 6
Exons: 8
Biological process (GO): tRNA wobble uridine modification
Cellular component (GO): elongator holoenzyme complex
Source: RefSeq, a predicted model, not a curated record